Balaenoptera musculus (blue whale) is the source of this 5072-nucleotide messenger RNA. It is a transcript of the gene NLRX1, whose product is annotated as NLR family member X1. Gene Ontology annotation, molecular function: protein binding. Bases 1613 to 4534 code for a protein of 973 amino acids. The record is from RefSeq and is a predicted model, not a curated record. Lineage: Eukaryota; Metazoa; Chordata; Mammalia; Artiodactyla; Balaenopteridae. Gene Ontology annotation, cellular component: mitochondrion. Gene Ontology annotation, biological process: negative regulation of canonical NF-kappaB signal transduction. The transcript is spliced from 9 exons.
UUCAGGCGGGCUUUACUCUUGGGCUCUGAAACCAAGUAGAACUAGGAAAGCUGGGACCCAGUUUAAGAGGAGGAGCUCUGGACCUGUGCGAGCACAGGCCCCGUACCUUUCCUGCUGUGCCCUCUCCUUUUCUCACUUCCCUGGGGACCAGCAGUGAUCUUCCGACAAUUGACCUCCCUACCCCCAUCCCCACCGCCAGUCGCAUCUUGAGUCAGAGGCCCUCCGAUUGAUUUUAUCCCACUGAGCUAGUUUCCCCAAGCUUUUCCAGCCUUCCAGGGCCGUCUCUUAACCCUUCUUCCCCGACCCCGACCCCGGGACUCCUGGUCUGAGUCCCAGGCUGCGCCUCCACUGGUUGGCCCUGCUGGCAAUAGGGCCCAAUGCACCCAAUUCUCCCUAAGGGUGCCCUGCCCUUAAGGAGUCACAUCUCAGUGGAGACCAGGUGCCAGAUAGCUGUAUGCUUCAUUUAAGGGAGCUCAGAGGGAUCAGGAAAGACUUCCCAGGAGAGAGGACCUUUGAGCAGGUUCUUAAAAGAUUGAGUAGGACUUCUGGCAGGGGAGAAAGGUCAUUCCAAGCUGAUGAAAGAGUAUGAACAAAGUUAGGAAAGUGGGAGCAAGAAUUCAGUGAGCCUGGCGGGUGAGGUAUGGGUCAGGGGGAAACUCAGGAAAAUAGCUGGUGUGGGCCAGGUGUUUGGACGCUACAUAACCUAGGAUUUUAGGGAGGCGAUUGGUGGCUGGGAUGAGGGAUGGGAAUGGAAUGAGACUGAAGGCAGAGGCCAGUAAGGAGGAGGAGGGUCUAAGUUAGCACACGGUGGUAGGGAUUAUGCAAUAGGAACAGGCUGGCAAAGUACUGGGUUGAGGAACCGGCAGGGCUGUUUCCACUGUGUGAAGGAGGGGGGAAGGAUUUGAAGACAAAGAGGUCAGAUUUCAAGUAGAAAUCAUGUGAUGGGGAAGAUUUGCAAUAAAGUAACUGGAAGGGGAGGAGGGAUGCUGAGUUCAGUUCUGCGAGCAUGUGGCUCGAAGCAUUGGCAGGAUGUCCAUAUGGAGAUAUCAAAUAGGAAGUCAUUCAUUCAUUUAUCUAUUAUUUAUGCCAGCCUCAAAGGCAGGUUACAUAAAAGUCACAGAGAAGAUAAAAUGAUCAAACCAUUAAAACUCAGCUAAAAGGACCUGAUAGCUAAGGAAAAACUUCAGAGGAGAGUGGAUGAUUGUUACUGGAAAAUGUUGGCUCAGAAAAGCCACUGAAAAUGAACACAGGACUCAUAGGAGCUUGCUGGCAGCCAAGCAAAAAAAAGGACACCUAAAUAAAACAGUUCACUAGGCUGGAAUUCGGGAGAAAGGCAAUCGUGAAGCCUCAGGGGAGAACCAGUGGGUGGUAGGAUCACUCAGGUGGGGAAUGUAGAGGAGAGGGGUCUGAAAGCCAAGCCAGGGCUUUGGUGAUGCUGGCAUUUAAGGAAAGGCUGAUGUUCUCCUGAGGAGGAAGGGCCUCCCUUGGCCUGCAUGAGAGGUGGAGUGGGAAAGUGGGGGUGUGUGGGGUCCAUUCACACCAUUCUUCCUGCAGCGGAACAGGAUAGAAGGUGGUGUGCUCAGUCCCCCAGGCCCUGACCUUCUCUCCUGCCAUGAGGUGGGGCUGCCAUUUGCCCAGGGCCUCUUGGGGCCCUGGUCUGGGAAGAGUACUCCAGCCAGCAGAUGAACGUAUCCCCUUCCUGAUCCACUGGAGUUGGCCCCUUAAAGGGGAGCGCCCCCUUGGGCCCCCUAGGGCCUUUAUACGCCAUCAUGGAAGCUCAGCGGGCAGUGGUCCCCCAUCAGGGAGGCACGGACAGUUGUUCCAGGGCAUCGCUGCAGCUGAAGCUAUCCAGCGGCACCGCCAGAACCUGGCCGAGUGGUUCAGCCGGCUGCCCAGGGAAGAGCGCCAGUUCGGCCCAACCUUUGCACUAGACACGGUGCAUGUAGACCCUGUGAUCCGCGAGAGCAGCCCUGAUGAGCUGCUUCGCCCACUGGCUGAGCUGGCCCUGGAGCAUCAGCCGCCCUCUGCUGGGCUCCCUCCACUGGCCCUGUCUCAGCUCUUUGACCCCGAUGCCAGUGGGCGCCGGGUGCAGACGGUGGUGCUCUACGGGACAGUGGGCACAGGCAAGAGCACGCUGGUGCGCAAGAUGGUCCUGGACUGGUGUCACGGGCGGCUGCCAGCCUUCAAGCUGCUCAUCCCCUUCUCCUGCGAGGACCUGUCAUCCCUGGGCCCUGCGCCGGCCUCCUUGUGCCAACUUGUGGCCCAGCGCUACACAACCCUGAAGGAGACUCUGCCUCUGAUGACCGCUGCCGGUUCCCGCCUGCUCUUUGUGUUCCACGGCUUGGAGCACCUCAACCUUGAUUUCCGGUUGGCGGGCACAGGGCUUUGCAGUGACCCGGAGGAGUCAGAGGCGCCAGCUGCCAUCAUCGUCAACCUGCUACGCAAAUACAUGUUGCCCGAGGCCAGCAUUCUGGUGACCACCCGGCCCUCUGCCAUCGGCCGCAUCCCCAGCAAGUAUGUGGGCCGCUAUGGCAAGAUCUGUGGCUUCUCUGAUACCAACCUACAGAAGCUCUACUUCCAGCUCCGCCUCAACCAGCCAGACUGCAGGCACGGAGCUGGGGGGGUCUCAGCCACGCCGGCUCAGCGUGACCACCUGGUGCAGAUGCUCUCCCGGAACCUGGAGGGGCACCACCAGAUCGCCGCUGCCUGCUUCCUGCCCUCGUAUUGCUGGCUUGUCUGUGCCACCCUGCACUUCCUGCACGCUCCCACACCAGCCGGCCAGACCCUCACGAGCAUCUACACCAGCUUCCUGCAUCUAAACUUCAGUGGGGAGAUGCUGGACAGCACUGACCCCUCCAAGUUGUCCCUGAUGGCCUAUGCAGCCCGAACCAUGGGCAAGUUGGCCUACGAGGGGGUGUCCUCCCGCAAGACGUACUUCUCUGAAGAGGAUGUCCGUGGCUGCCUGGAAGCUGGCAUCCAGACGGAAGAGGAGUUUCAGCUGCUGCAUGUGUUCCGCCGGGAUGCCCUGAGGUUUUUUCUGGCCCCAUGCGUGGAGCCAGGGCACCUGGGUACCUUCGUGUUCACUGUGCCCGCCAUGCAGGAAUACCUGGCUGCCCUCUACAUUGUGCUGGGUUUGCGGAAGACGACUCUGCAGCGAGUGAGCAAGGAAGUGGCCGAGCUCGUGGGCCGUGUCGGGGAGGACAUCAGCCUGGUCCUGGGCAUCAUGGCCAAACUGCUGCCCCUGCGGGCCCUGCCCCUGCUCUUCAACCUGCUCAAGGUGGUUCCACGUGUGUUCUGGCGUGUGGUAGGUAAGAGCCGUGAGGCAGUGGCCCAGGCCAUGGUGCUGGAGAUGUUCCGAGAGGAGGACUACUACAACGACGACGUCCUGGACCAGAUGGGUGCCAGUAUCCUGGGUGUGGAGGGCCCGCGGUGCCACCUGGACGAGCCCACAGAGGAUGAGGUCUUUGAGCUUUUCCCCAUGUUCAUGGGCGGCCUUCUCUCUGCCCAUAACCGGGUAGUGCUGGCUCAGCUCGGCUGCCCCAUCAAGACCCUGGAUGCCCUGGAGAAUGCCCAGGCCAUCAAGAGGAAGCUGGGCAAGCUGGGCCGGCAGGUGCUGCCCCCCUCGGAGCUCCUUGACCACCUCUUCUUCCACUAUGAGUUCCAGAAUCAGCGCUUCUCCGCCGAGGUGCUCGGCUCCCUGCGCCAGCUCAACCUGGCGGGCGUGCGCAUGACGCCCCUCAAGUGCACGGUGGUGGCAGCUGUACUGGGCAGUGGAAGGCAUGCCCUGGACGAGGUGAACUUGGCCUCCUGCCAACUGGACCCCGCCGGGCUGCGCACGCUCAGGCCUGUCUUCCUGCGUGCCCAGAAGCUGGGCUUGCAACUCAACAGCCUGGGCCCCGAGGCCUGCAGGGACCUCCGAGACCUGCUGCUGCAUGACCAGUGCCAAGUUACCACCCUGCGGCUGUCCAACAACCCGCUGACGGCAGCGGGUGUGGCCCUGCUGGUGGAGGGGCUGGCGGGAAACACCUCGCUGAAACACCUGUCUCUGCUGCACACGGGCCUUGGGGACGAGGGCCUGGAGCUGCUGGCUGCCCAGCUAGACCGUAACCAGCAGCUACAGGAGCUGAAUGUGGCCUACAACGGCGCUGGCGACACAGCGGCCCUGGCCUUAGCCAAGGCUGCCCGGGAGCACCCUUCCCUGGAGCUGCUGCACCUCUACUUCAACGAGCUGAGCUCAGAGUGCCGCCAGGCCCUGCGGGACUUGGGGAGCACCACUGAGGGCAGUGCCCAGGUCGUGGUGUCACUGACAGAGGGGACAGCAGUGUCUGAGUACUGGUCAGUGAUCCUGGGUGAAGUCCAGCGGAACCUCAACAGCUGGGAUCGGGGCCGGGUCCGGCGCCACCUGGAGCUUCUGCUGUGGGAUCUGGAAGAUAACCGAGGAGGCACCCUUAAUCCUUGGCGCAAAGCCCAGCUGCUUCGAGUGGAGGGCGAGGUCAGGGCCCUCCUGGAGCAGCUGGGAGGCCCUGGAAGCUGAGACAGUAGCAGCAGUGUGUGUCCCCUGGCCCCAAGCCGCUUCUGUCUGUGGCCUCCUAGCUUGCACUACCACUUCCAGAAAGAUCCCUUCAGGGCUGGAGGCAAAGGAAUGGGCACAGCUGUGCCAGUUGCUCUCCUGGGGCAUGUCCAACCAGUGCUUCCAAGUCUGGAGUUUUCAGGGUCACGGAACAUGCUUCCCCUCCCUUCGGCUAGAAGGACUGAAAGAUGUGGCGUUUUGGUGGCCACAUUGUCCUGUAGCACCACCACCAAUCUCCUCUUGGAUUGUGCCACCAGGGGGCACACUUCUUUCGUCGGCCUUGCCAGGGGCUUUGCCAUCCAGAUGUGUUGGAGGGCCUCCGCGUCCUGCCUUUAUGCUUUCUUGGGACACCCUGGGACCCCCAGGAUGCCAGCAGCCACUUUCCUCUCUCACUGGUGCUGUGUCCUCACCCUUGUUUCCCCUUCACCACAAUGGUACCCAACCUCGGUGGCCCCUAGGGGCAUGGGUGCUGACUUGCUGCUAUUAAAGAGCUGUGUCUUCC